Molecule: messenger RNA, 1716 nt
Organism: Cordyceps militaris CM01
Lineage: Eukaryota; Fungi; Ascomycota; Sordariomycetes; Hypocreales; Cordycipitaceae
Product: WD repeat protein
Exons: 1
Coding region: 1-1716 (571 amino acids)
Biological process (GO): regulation of DNA double-strand break processing
Cellular component (GO): site of double-strand break; nucleus
Molecular function (GO): protein binding
Source: RefSeq, a predicted model, not a curated record
AUGUCCAGCGACGAUGAUUUCGAGGUCGAAGUCCCGGAAUUGGCAGCAGACAAUCCCAUGCGGGCAUUUCUGCCAACGGCUUUCGGAAAAAAGGAUAAAACGACGAACACUGCGGCCCAAAUCGACAAGAGUCGCAGGGUAGUGGACGGGAAUACCUCAAUAUUGCAACAGCAGGCAAAAAGGGGCGGCGAUUCUAGCUCAGAUGACAACGACAGCGACAGCGAAAAUGAUUCAGACGAUGGCGAUGAAUACCCAGUCUCCCACGAAAUGGUCAUUCCAACAGCCAGCCGCGCUGUUACCACCGUAUCUCUCGACCCAUCUGGCGGCCGACUUGCGACGGGCUCGACCGACUGUACAGUGAAGCUCCACGACUUUUCCUCCAUGACACCCACAACAAUCCGUGCUUUUCGAGCGACAGACCCGUUUGAAGCAAAAGCCUCCGAAAAUGCAGAACAGCAUCCGAUUCACCAUGUCGAAUUCAACCCACAAGCUGGCAGUGUUUUACUUUGCAUUUCUGCGCACCCACAGGCCAAAUUAUUGUCUCGCGAUGGCGAUGUUCUGACAACAUUCAUCAAGGGAGACAUGUAUCUUCGAGAUAUGCACAACACCAAAGGUCACAUUUCGGAAAUCACGGGCGGUACUUGGCACCCUACGGACAAGAAUCAAUUCAUCACAGCCGGUACAGACAGUACCCUACGAAUUUGGGAUCUUACCAACAAGCGAUCCCAGAAGGAAGUCAUCGUAUUCAAAUCGAAGGCGGCGGGCUCGGCCGGCCGGUCGAAGAUGACGGCCGUUGCAUGGGGAACGCCGGCACAAGGAGGCAACAAUGUCAUCAUUGGAGCUGCCUUGGACGGAACCCUGGUAAUGUACGGCGGCAACGGGCCAUUUUCAAGACCUGCUGGACAAAUUCUGGAAGCGCACAAACCACAGACGUGGACCAGCGGCAUCGAUAUCUCUGGUGAUGGACGCAUGGUUGUCACGCGAGGAGGAGACGAUUUGAUCAAAUUAUGGGAUACUAGAAAAUUCACCAAGCCUCUGGUAACAGUGUCUCAUCCAUCUACCUCGAAUACCCAUCCAACAAGCAACAUUCGCUACGCGCCCAACUCUACCAGCAUCAUCACAGGCUCCGCAACAGGACACUUGCACAUUCUGAACCCAGGGAACCUUCGACCCGAAUAUGUUACGCCCGUUACACCUGGCUCACCUCUUAUUACUGUGGAUUGGCAUCCCAAAAUUAACCAAAUUGUUACAGGGUCUGCGAACGCGGAGACGCGCGUACUGUAUAACCCAGAUAAGUCGACAAGAGGAGCAGUGGAGGUCAUGUCACGGGCGCCGAAGAAGCGACAUAUUGAUGACAACUCAGCAUUGACUACUGACCAGUCGAUGGGCAUGUCUGGCGAUUCUAUUGUUACGCCAGGCGCGAUGCCCAAGAAGACCGGCACUGGCGGCGGCUUAAAGGACCGACGCCGUCCACACGUCCCGCAGCAGACGCCUUUUCAGCGCAGCCAGCCGGACGAGAAGCACGUGGCAGAGAGCAUCCCACUUUCUCGAAUGCUUUACGAAGACCCGCGCGAAGCUCUACUAAAGUAUGCUGACAAGGCAAAGAGUGAUCCGAUGUUUACCAAGGCCUGGAGCAAGACACAGCCGGAGACGCAGUAUGCGAACAUCAGCGAUGACGAGGAUGAUGGCCCGAAUAAAAAGAGGACCAAAAGAUGA